UUAAAAACCUAUCUGUUCGAAUUCCUUUUGUUUAUUCCAUAAUUCACAAUAAUUUUUUUGUUUAAAUUUUAGGAAAUUGGCAAAAAAUACUGAACUCCAUUUGCCCUCGCCGACGUUUCUUUUUCAAAGCGGGCGAGGUUCUUUUUACACUCUUGAUGUGCCAUUUCUUUCAUUAUUAAUAGCUGUGAAGCCCAAGUCUAUUGUUAUCAUGUGUUCAUGUUGGGCUAAAAAAAGGCAAAACAAAGCAAAGCAAUAGUCAACUGUUGAUUCCGUUUCUUCCUUACCUGUUACCAUUAUUUGUCGUUUCUCUUCUUAUCUGCCAAAUUCUCCAUUUCAUAAACACUCCCAUCUCCUUCGAAUUUCCACGUGCUCUUAACUUGAUCCAAGGCUUUUUAGACAUGGAUUCUUCUUUGAUUUCAAAAGAUUUUCACGAGGCAGGUGUUGAUGAUGCAGGGAGACCUAUGCCUAACGACCAAAACGUUCUGCAAAAGCAUGCCGCAUUCUUUGAUAGAAACCACGAUGGUCUCAUUUAUCCAUGGGAGACUUUUGAAGGGUUUCGAGCAAUUGGGGCUGGCUAUUUCUUGUCAAUUGCGGGUGCCUUCUUCGUCAACGGUGCUCUCAGUGGCAAAACUCGCCCUGGAAAAUACACAUCUCUGCUCUUCCCCAUUGAGGUUAAAAACAUCCACUUGGGAAAACAUGGGAGUGACACUGGUGUAUACGACAGUGAAGGAAGGUUUGUACCCUUGAAGUUUGAACAAAUCUUCAGCAAAUUCGCCCGAACACAUGCCAAUGCCUUAACAUCUGAUGAACUGAUGGCAAUGCUCAAGGCUAACAGGGAACCACAGGAUUACAAAGGAUGGAUCGGUAGCUGGACGGAAUGGAGACUUUUAUACAGCCUUUGCAAGGACAAAGAUGGACUAUUGAGGAAAGAAACAAUUAAAGCUUUUUAUGAUGGAAGCCUGUUUGAACAAAUGGAGAGGGAAAGAACAGCUGCCAAAAAGAAAGCGUCAUGAAACAUUGAUCACUUCAAUCCCAAUGGCUUAAUAUGUAAAAUUAAUCGUUUGAAAGAAUUAAAGAACAAGAUAUUGUCGGAUUUUUUCUUUUGUUUUUGUUCCGAAACAGUUGGAUUUGAAGAAAUGCUUCUUCCUAUGCUCGACCACAAAGGGUUGGGAAGAUUUGAUGGUGGGAUUUGUGAUUUAAUUAUUUGGGAAGAUAUAGUGGGAUUUGCUUGUUGAUGCUUCAGAUGUUUAAUUCCAUAUAGAAGUCUAAAUUAGCGUUGUCAAAUUUAUUAUUUUAGCUAUUUUUUCCAUCAACUUCCAUUCAUAUUCUAUUGAACAAAUUUAAGGUGUCAUUGAUAAGAAGAAGAUCAACUCAAGUAAAGAUGGCCCUGCCACACAGCUGUUCGACCAACCUAUUAAAUAAAUAAUAGAUGUCUUAACCAAUAUUUUGUCUUUGAAUU
Molecule: messenger RNA, 1459 nt
Organism: Durio zibethinus
Lineage: Eukaryota; Viridiplantae; Streptophyta; Magnoliopsida; Malvales; Malvaceae
Product: putative peroxygenase 4
Molecular function (GO): calcium ion binding; monooxygenase activity
Source: RefSeq, a predicted model, not a curated record